AGCAUGCUAAUAAUGGUACUCUACAAGAUUAUAUUUUAAGCCGUGAAAAUGAUUUGAGUCUGACAAUUGCGAAUGAUAUAGCAUAUGGAUUAAAACAUAUACCGAUGUGCGUUUUUGAAUCCAGAGGUUAUAAAAGAUCGAACUCUGAACUUACUUUAGCAUCAGACAUUUACGACCUAGGAGUUAUAAUGUGGUCAAUAUCUAGUAGAAAAUAUCCAUUUAAAGGCAGCACUGAUCAAAAAACAUUGGUUAUAAAAGAUCGAAACUCGGAACUUACUUCAGCAUCAGACAUUUACGACCUAGGAGUUAUAAUGUGGUCAAUAUCUAGUAGAAAAUUUCCAUUUGAAGGCAGCACCGGUCAAAAAACAUUGGUGGACCAAAUUAUAUUGAAAAAUAUACGCGAACAAUCCGACAAUAACAUUUCACCUGCAUAUACGAUUUGUAUCAAAGAUGCUG
Molecule: messenger RNA, 456 nt
Organism: Racocetra persica
Lineage: Eukaryota; Fungi; Glomeromycota; Glomeromycetes; Diversisporales; Gigasporaceae
Source: the annotation of a GenBank genome assembly